AUGUACUCCGCCUCCGGUCCCGGGUCUAUCAAUGGCCUGGGGAACAUCGACGGCACCAUCAACCCCGCCGCGCUCAAUACUCCAGCUGCCGUUCAUAGCUCGCCGUUGACCUCCACGCCCUGCUGCACGGCCGUGAGCGACGGGUCUAUCCCCGCCGCCGCCGCUGCCACGUCUCCCGGAAGCUUGCACAUUCCCAGCCCCUCGCUCGCCCGAGGCGUAAAACGCGGUCGGUCCGUGGACCAGUAUGACGAGCAGCAUGACGGUGUCGAGGAUGAUGAGCAAGUUCGCCGCAAACGAGGAAGGCCGCCAAAACACCCGCGCCCAUCAGGAACCACGCCCACCUCGAGCCCUCUGGCUUCGCAAAAACAGAUCAGGACACCACUCCCUCAGCCCCAAACUCCCCAAAUGUCUCAGCGACCACCGCCCAUCCCAAACACACCGACUUCCCAGUCCUCGCCACCUUCCCGCACCACCCCUACCAAACCGGUGAUAAAAGCACUGCCGACCGUACGAGACCACACAACCGAUCAGCUUAACAAGGAUGGCGAUGAAUACAUUGCCAAGGAGUUCGACCCCAGCGGCGAUAACAAAGUAGAUGACCUGGGUUAUCUUCAAGAUGGACGCACCUACAAGUGUCGAACUUUUCGUGUACAUAACAGAGGCCAACGACUCUUCAUGCUGGCUACAGAAUGUGCUCGCGUCCUAGGAUACCGCGACUCUUACCUGCUCUUCAACAAAAACCGGUCUUUGUAUAAGAUCAUCGCUAGUCAGGAGGAAAAGGACGAUUUAAUCAGCCAAGAUAUUCUUCCCUACUCCUACCGAUCACGCCAGAUCGCCAUUGUCACUGCAAAGUCCAUGUUUCGGCAGUUUGGCAGCAGAGUCAUUGUCAACGGUCGGCGAGUACGAGACGACUAUUGGGAGGGCAAGGCUAGGAAGCAAGGGUUCACGGAAGAGGACCUAGCGGGGGAAAAGCGGCCUGGAGGAGCCAAGGCUAGAGAAGCUGCUGAAGCAGCGAAUUCCACCGGGUCGCUUCCCGCGCUCGGCCAUGGCGACGUGAUCUACAGCAAUGCAGCGCCCCCGGACGGCUUGAUACACACCCCUGGAUUGCCGCCUGGUCUGGCCACCAGCCUAGCGCCCUUGCCAAUGAUAAAUCCUGCACCCGUGGAUGACCCGCGGAUGAGAGAAUAUAGCAGCAUGCCGCGACCUAGGCAAGAACUAUCCGGGCAGCCUUACAAUGAUCGCCUCUCAUCUAGCAACACACCCGAUUUGUUGAGUCAGGCCUCUCUGACCACCGAAUUUAGCAAGGCAUUGAAUCACCAGCGGGGCUUUCGUGGACGUGGUUUGGAGGAUAGUUGGUUCAAAUCGCGCGACCUGCCAGCUUCCGAUCAAGGACUGCCAUCGCUCUCCGAACAACUGGAGCCCAACCUUUCGCCAUCUCAAACAAUCCAAUCUCCUCAGUUAAAUUCCUCCGCCAUGCUGUCAGCAACACCAAUCGCCCGACAACCACCGCACUCCCUUACACCCCAUUCCUCCUUCCCCCAGCCUUCAAUGACACCUCCAAUGCGUGGAAUGCUGCAAGGCGUACGGCCGGACCACCUACAUCAUCGCACCUCUACUAACACAUUAGCAUCAACAAACACGAGCCAAGCCUCGCUGUAUUCAUACCCUCAGACACAGCAUAUGUGGAACCAAGUCCCAAAUCAACCCGUGGGGCCUGCCCAGUACAGUCAUCCACUGCAUCCACAUCAGUCACCUUCUCCGCACCUGGCGCCCCAUCAAUCCCCACGGCAUCUAGGCCACCCUGCUCCGUCUCCUCAAAUGCACCCGCAGCCGCAAAACCAAAAUCUAGUUGCUGUCGGUUAUCCCAACAGUACCGCAUCCGCCUACCCGCCAAUGGCCGCUCCAAGGGCAGCAUACUCCUCUCCAGGGGGUCCAAAUAUCUAUCAUACCCCGCAGAAUGCCCUGAAUAUGGGCAUGGUAACAAAUGCGACCCUGCCAGGGUGGCCUUCUUCGAGUGGUCCACUCCCGCCUUCCCAACAGUCACAGCCAGGAGCCUCACAUAGCGGUUGGCCUGGUGCGUUCUAG
This is a messenger RNA of Ophidiomyces ophidiicola, 2085 nucleotides long. RefSeq lists its product as uncharacterized. The transcript has 3 exons. The record is from RefSeq and is a predicted model, not a curated record. Gene Ontology annotation, molecular function: chromatin DNA binding. Gene Ontology annotation, cellular component: nucleus. NCBI's taxonomy places the organism in Eukaryota, Fungi, Ascomycota, Eurotiomycetes, Onygenales, Onygenaceae. Bases 1 to 2085 code for a protein of 694 amino acids.